CGCUUUGAGCAAUCUUUACCAUCAAGCACCCAAACUCCUACAUUCUGCAAGAUGCCCAGCUCCGAGAAGCUGGCUCUGCUGCCUCCGUUCAGUGCAGCUGCCACCCAGGCUGCCGUUGAAGCUUCAACCAACCUCUACCCAUCUGACUACAUCAUCAACGUUCUUCUCGAGAUCAGCGGAUACUUGGUGUCCCUCGAUGAGCAGACCACUCUCUUCGGUCGUGCCAACAAUGACCCCUACAGUCCCAGUCUGGACACGCUUUACUCUCGCCUUCAUGACGGCCACCUUACCCCAAGCCCCAUGCAGUCCCACGCCAACGAAGAUGCACGCAUCAAGGCUACUCUCGGCCAACGCACCACCGUCGAUGCCACCCACCGCCCACUGGAAGAUUUCGAAGAUCUGUACUAUGCCGUCCUCGCACGCAUGCAAGAUAUCCACCAGAUCUUGAACGCCCGUCUCGGCAGCGCCUUCAGCACCUUCACUGACCACAUCCACCUGGAUGGCCCAAGCAUCGCCGACCUGUACGUCAGCCUUGCGCAGUACUGGGACGCACUCAACGAGGCUGCAUUCGUCAAGGCCAUCGACUGUGCUGUCCGUCGCCUGCGCGUCGGAUAUCUGCACCAGGAGAUCAUUACCCAAGUUCGCAAAGACGAGAUCACACGCACUGACGCCGAGGAGCUUCUCAACGAUCUUCACGACCCGGCUGAGUACGAUAACAUCCAGGGCUUGGCCUGGGUCAGCGGAUGGGCGCCAUGCAUGGUCGCUGCAUGGCUGGAGGAGAAGUAUCGCAUCAUGUUGAAGGUCGAGAAGGAAGACGCAGAGAAGAACCGGGAGGAUAGCGAGCUUGCGAAGACAGAGAAGAUGAUCCCCGAGCCCAAGUAUGAGAUGAAGCCCAAGAAGGAAGUCAAGAAGACCAUCGAAGACACACACAUGGCCGGCGGCAGGGUCAUGAUGGCCGAGACGGUCUACCAGCGAUCACAGGAGCAGUUGAGGAGGGAGCAGAUUCAGCAGCAGCAACAGAUGCAGUACGCUCGUGAGUGGCAGGUCAAAGCUCAGCGUGUCUCCGAGUACACUCGCUACCUGAGGAGCAUUGCUAGUCGCGACGUCCGACACAUCGUGGAGAGCACCGUCAACAACCAGGCUAUGCGCAUGAACGGUUUUGGUGGCCCAGUCCAGCACAUGGGUAACGAGGAUGUGGAGAUGAUGGGCGGUUACUUGUGAGGGACUUGUGAAACCUUCUCCGUACGAAGGAUGGAUGGACAACUUGCGAACACGAAAUACACGAC
This is a messenger RNA of Boeremia exigua, 1286 nucleotides long. RefSeq lists its product as uncharacterized. The transcript has a single exon. NCBI's taxonomy places the organism in Eukaryota, Fungi, Ascomycota, Dothideomycetes, Pleosporales, Didymellaceae. The coding region runs from base 52 to 1221 and encodes 389 amino acids. The record is from RefSeq and is a predicted model, not a curated record.